UUGUAGUUAGCUGGGGAAACAACACACGAUGAAUGCAUGAACUGCAUUUACUCCGCUCAUUGACGUGUUUUCACCUAAAACAUAUUUACUCGAUCGCUAAAAAUCAUUAAAUAAACUUAUUGUAAACAGCGGACACAAAGUGCAAACAGCAUAAUUUAACAGCAGGGGGAGAGCGCAUGCAGCAAAUGAUGCAGUCUGCCUCAGAUGACAGCCGACGGCCCGCAGUGGAUCAGUCUUUCCGGGGUUCAAGCAGCAAGUCCAGUGAGCCAGUGAAGAGUCAAGGACCACCGAUGAUAAGUUGGUAGUAUAUCUGUGCAACGUUUGCAUUGACAGCAGGCGCCCUGCCUUUCAAGAAAACGUCCAGUGCGGCACAGCACCGAGGAGGAUUUCAGUGAGCUAUAACGGCUAGCAGUCCGCAGCUAAAUAGUUAGCCACGGCCGCAGACAGGUAUGUCUGAAGUUAGUCUUGAGGCUGAAUCGGAGAGGACCUCAGCCGAGGACCCUCAGGUGGAUUGUGAGGAGGCUGACCAGACAGAGGAGAGUUUGAGUGAGGAUGUGAAACAGGAGAGUGUAGACAACAGCAGGGGAAGCGAUGGCACAGAUGAGGUGCUGUACGAAAUUGAUAUUGACAGUGCUGAAGAAAAUGCAGAAAAUGGUGAGAAGGAUGGUCAGAAGGAGGAUGAGGGCAUUCAGAGGGAGAGUGCAGUGACGUGCAGGGACGGUACUGCUGCACACAUGUCUGGCAGUGUAGACAAAGAGGGACUCGAGACAAAUCAUCAUGUUGAAACAGCUGAAGCACCAGAGGAAAGUGGAGAUUCUCACGCUGAAACAAAGGAAAGCACAAUGGCUGAGGAGUCCCACAGAAGCUCAGCCGCUGAGAUUCCAGUCACCAGCAAUGGAGACCUGGAUCAGAGCCCUGAGACAGUAUUCCAGAGGGACUCAUACCCUGGUGGCCCUGGUGCCCUAAACCUCUCAGAGUCCUGUGUCACCUCCAGCAACUUUGCUUCAACAACAGAGGGCAUCAUUGAAUCAGGACCAUACAAAGGGUCAGCAAGCCUGCCCACGUCUCCCGUGGCACCUGUAGCUCCCAGCUCGGCUGUUGCUAGCCGCCUGGCGCGCUCUGCCAGCGAUAGUCAGGCUGAGAAAGGCGCAAUGAAAGCUCAGCCAAAGAGUGGAGCGGUGGUCCUCUCAGAUGACUUAAAGAACCCAGCCAUGGAAAAACUGGACCUAGUGAGAAAGUGGAGCAUCAACACAUAUAAAUGUACCAGGCAGAUCCUGUCCGAGAAGCUGGGUCGGGGCUCGAGGACCGUGGACCUAGAGCUUGAGGCUCAAAUCGAAGUUCUACGUGACAACAAGAGAAAGUACCAGAAUGUGAUAAAGCUUGCUCAGACAUUGGCCAGUCAGCUGUCCCAGAUGAUGCAGACGCAGAGGCAGCUGGGCGACGCCUUCGCCGACCUCAGCCUCAAGUCACCAGAACUCCAUGAGGAGUUUGGCUACAAUGCUGACACCCAAAAGCUUUUGUCCAAAAAUGGAGAGACACUGCUGGGUGCCAUCAACUUCUUCAUCUCCAGUGUGAACACACUUGUGGACAAAACAAUCGAAGACACCAUGAUUAAUAUCAAACAAUAUGAAGUAGCCAGGGUUGAGUAUGAUGCGUACCGCACAGAUUUGGAGGAGUUGAAUCUGGGGCCACGUGACGCCACCACCAUGCCCAAGAUCGAGCAGUCCCAGCAGCAGUUCCAGAUCCACCGUGAGAAGUACGAGAGGAUGCGAAAUGACGUCUCUGUGAAGCUGAAGUUCCUGGAAGAGAACAAGGUGAAAGUAUUGCAUAACCAGCUCAUCCUGUUCCACAAUGCCAUAGCUGCAUACUACGCUGGGAACCAACAGCAGCUGGAACAGACACUCAAGGAGUUCCACAUCAAGUUGAAAAUGCCAGGUGGGGACAGUCCAUCUUGGCUGGAAGAGCACUAAUCACUCCUUUCAAAGCCAUACUGGCUCAGUUUGGGGUUUUGACAGGAAACCUUAAAUUCUACACACAAAAAAAAACUACAGGAAACCCUCUUCUCCCUUCCACUUUUCAGUCUCUGCCUUUCAGAAUCUCUGAAUUGUAAAUCUU
Lates calcarifer (barramundi perch) is the source of this 2115-nucleotide messenger RNA. RefSeq names its product ADP-ribosylation factor interacting protein 1 (arfaptin 1) (gene arfip1). Gene Ontology annotation, biological process: regulation of Arp2/3 complex-mediated actin nucleation; intracellular protein transport. Gene Ontology annotation, cellular component: trans-Golgi network membrane. NCBI's taxonomy places the organism in Eukaryota, Metazoa, Chordata, Actinopteri, Centropomidae. The record is from RefSeq and is a predicted model, not a curated record. Gene Ontology annotation, molecular function: protein domain specific binding; phospholipid binding.